Molecule: messenger RNA, 328 nt
Organism: Staurois parvus
Lineage: Eukaryota; Metazoa; Chordata; Amphibia; Anura; Ranidae
Source: the annotation of a GenBank genome assembly
AUGCCCACUCACAGGCAGGGCUGGACUGACAACUCAUGGGCAAUAGGGGAUCAUGGGGCCCCUGUGUCCUUGCUCAAACUCAAAAAAGCCUAUGAAAAAGGUACCAGGGGCAUCUCACGGGGCCCCCUACUGACCCUGGGCCCUCAGGCAGUGCCAGAGUUUCCAAAUGGUCAGUCCGCCCCUGCUCACAGGAAAAUACCCUGCAUGGACUGGGCCUUGAUUUGGUAGUCUAUAUAUCAAUAUAACAUAAACUAACAUUAGAGGCAGUUUUCACUUGGAUUCCCCGCUUUAAAUGUACAACAUCCACUUGAUCUUGGGUUUUAUUUUA